Molecule: messenger RNA, 1270 nt
Organism: Triticum dicoccoides
Lineage: Eukaryota; Viridiplantae; Streptophyta; Magnoliopsida; Poales; Poaceae
Product: probable inactive 2-oxoglutarate-dependent dioxygenase AOP2
Exons: 3
Coding region: 120-1136 (338 amino acids)
Source: RefSeq, a predicted model, not a curated record
AUUGGCACGAUACGACCAAUGGUGGUGUAGUCGUAUUUCCAUUCUCUUCGACCAUACUAUAAUGGAGGUAGGGAAGCGGAUUUUUGUCUUGGCGUCGAUCACGAUCAGAGCGACCAAACAUGGCUGCCUCGCCAUCUUCGACCCUUGUGAGCCCUCCUCGCGUUGACCUCGACGGGGAGGACACGAGCACGCUGGUUCGUGGCACGCCGGAGUGGCUGCGGUGCGCGGGCCUCGUCCGACGCGCGCUUGAGGCUAACGGAUGCGUCGCCGUCGGGUGUCGCCGCCACGUACCGCCGGAGCUGCGGGAGCGGAUGCUCGUGGCGAUGGCGGAGCUGUUCGCGCUCCCGCCCGAGACGAAGCGCCGGACCGGCGCCGCGGACGGCCCGUACAGGGCGUACAUGGAGAAGCGGGACUCCGCCGCGUGCCAUCACGAGGCGUUCGGGGUUCUCAACGCGGCCGCCGGCGGCUGCGAGGAGGCCCGCGCGUUCGUUGCGCGCGCGUGGCCGCACGGCAACGACCGCUUCCUGGAGACGCUGACUUCGACGGCCGGAGAGAUGGCGAGGCUGGGCCGCGUGAUCCUCGCUAUGGUCGUCGACAGCUACGGCCUCUCGCACCGCUCCGACGAGGUCGUCGACGCCACGGACACCAACUUCCGCAUGCUCAGGUACCACAACGACACCACGCGAGCGUCGUCGUUGGACGGGCAGCCGGCCGUCGGCCUCGCCGCCCACGUCGACGGGAGCUAUCUGACGGUCCUGUUCCAGAACGACGUGGACGGCUUCGAGCUGAGGACGAGGGACGGCGGAGAGUGGGUGAGGGUGCACUCUCCAGGCCCUGAGUCCCUCCUCGUCGUCGCCGGCCAGCCACUUGUGUUGGGAACUGACUUGCUGCAGGCUUGGAGUAACGGGAGGGUGCACGCGCCGGUGCACAGGGUGGCCGUCGGCGGGCGGGAGGACCGGCUGUCCUGCGGCGUGUUCCUGCUUCCAAGCAAGAACCUCGUCGUCGACGCGCCGCCAGAGCUGGUCACCGUGGACGCCCCGCGCCGGUUCAGGCCGUUCGAGUACAGUGACUACCUCAGGUUCAAGCACGCCGGUGGAAACGGCGAGGACGUGCUCGACCGCUUCGCUGGGAUUUGAUACGUUGCAUUCUUUUUUAUCAAAAAGGUGUCGGCCCCUUGCACGUUGACAAGUUGACAAGUUAAGAAUUACACAUGUUGACAAGUUGCACGUUGCACUUGACUAGUUUCUUAUUCAUUAAGCCACUUACUUUA